CGUACGCGGGCGGGCCGAACGGUGGUGUUGGCAGCAAGGUGAACGUGUGGAAGACUGCAAGGCAGCGAGGUUUCCCCUUCCCCCCACGCACGAGCCUGCAUCGGACUCCCUAAGCACAACGAAUCUGCACUCAUCACACUCACCGACUCCACGCACGCGCUACGAGGCCAGAACGCGCCGCGUUCCGGAUUCAAGACCACGCGUGCGGAAAUUCACGCACUUCAUCCCUGCCCUACCGGCACACGAGUGUCACAGUCCGAGUCGCGUUGCCUGGACUAGGGAGUGCGUGUUGUGGCCCGGCUCUCCGAUCCACGACGUGGUGAACCACGAAGAGCGGGCCAGACAUGAGUUGGAAGGGCUUUUCGAAAGGCGUGCACCGUGCACCGCAACAAUUCAAGCAGAAGUUCAAUCUCGGUGAAAUCACCAAAGAUGCCGUCUUCAUGGACGCCGAGCGCCGCUUCGCCGAGCUCGAAACCGAGACCAAGAAGCUGCACGACGAAAGUUCGCGGUACUUCAAGUCCAUCAACGACAUGCUAGACCAUCAGAUUGAAUUCGCCAAGGCGGUGGAAGAGAUAUACAAGCCCAUUUCCGGCCGAGCGAGCGAUCCCAACUCCUUCGUCGACGACGUCGGGAAUCCAGAGGGCAUUCGCGCAUGCGAAGAGUACCAGACGCUCGUGCAAGAGUUGAAGGAGAGUUUGGCGCCCGAGCUGGAGCUCAUCCAAACCCGCAUCGUCGCCCCGGCCGAUGAACUCAUGGCGAUCCUGAAAGUUGCGCGCAAAUGGACCGUCAAAAGAGACCACAAGCAACUGGACUACGACAAGGAGAGGAACAAGUUGAAGAAGCUCCAGGACAAGUCGGAUCGCUCGGCAAAGGACGAGAGCGCUCUCUACAAGACCGAGAACGCCUACGAAGACGCCACGCAGCAAUACGAAGAUCUCAACAACCUCCUCAAGCUGGAACUGCCGCAACUGUUCGAAUACGAGCGCGAGUUCAUCCAGCCGCUAUUCCAAUCCUUCUACUACAUGCAGCUCAACGUCUUCUACACCUUGCACGAGAAGAUGCAGGCCAUCGACAUUGGCUACUUCGACUUCACGCGUGACAUCGAGGACGCCUUCCAGGAGAAGCGGGGGGACGUUCAGGCGCAGGUGGAAGCAAUUCCCGUGGUCAAAUUCAAGACGACCGGGCAGCGGCGACCGCCCAGUAAAUUCCAGAGCAAACUCGCGCUGGAAAAUGGGCGGACAAGCUCUCCCACCGGCUCCGUCCCUUCGACCCGGCGAUUAACGGUCGGCUCUCACGACACUCCCCCUCCGUAUUCCCCGAACGGCGACCUCGGCCGAUCGGCCAGCACAGGCAGUAGCAUGGUGGCAGCGGCGAAGGCCAAGCCUCCCCCUCCCAAACCGAAACCGAGUAGACUUUCUGGCGCCCCGGCUGCGGAGACGGUGACGGCGAUCUGGCCGUACGAAGCGCAGGCCGAAGGCGACCUGACCUUCAACACGGGAGACGUCAUUGAGAUUGUGCAGAGGACGGAGAACGUCAACGAGUGGUGGGUUGGACGGAUUGGAACGAGGCAAGGGCAGUUUCCCGGAAACUAUGUCGAGCUGAACUCGUAGCGUGGGUUUCGGCACACGGAUUGAUGGGACUGAGACACCCCGUAUCUGCUUAUAAUGCUGCUCGGUGCGCGUGGCAGCGGGCGAGUUUUGCAAAGCGAUUGGCGUCUAGAGGCUGGAUACGGUGGGAGAGGGGUCGAGUAGACGGUCUCUGGCGUAAUUUCAUAGCGAGCGCAUCCCAGCAACGUAAUUGACACAUCGAAUCGACGAAUUCGUGUGCGCAUCUCAGUCUUGGACAUGCGACCGCGAAGCACUUGUCAAAAGAUCUGCCAGGUCCGCUUCCGCGUCAUUUUACCCGUCUCGGGAAGGAAGGUGGGGUUCUCCAAAGUGAAUUUGAAAUCCAACCACAGUGGCAAAC
This is a messenger RNA of Neohortaea acidophila, 1965 nucleotides long. RefSeq lists its product as uncharacterized. Bases 345 to 1610 code for a protein of 421 amino acids. The transcript is spliced from 3 exons. Gene Ontology annotation, cellular component: actin cortical patch; Rvs161p-Rvs167p complex; mating projection tip. NCBI's taxonomy places the organism in Eukaryota, Fungi, Ascomycota, Dothideomycetes, Mycosphaerellales, Teratosphaeriaceae. Gene Ontology annotation, biological process: actin cortical patch localization; plasma membrane tubulation; endocytosis. Gene Ontology annotation, molecular function: protein binding; lipid binding. The record is from RefSeq and is a predicted model, not a curated record.